Molecule: messenger RNA, 6206 nt
Organism: Manis pentadactyla (Chinese pangolin)
Lineage: Eukaryota; Metazoa; Chordata; Mammalia; Pholidota; Manidae
Gene: ZNF699
Product: zinc finger protein 699
Exons: 7
Coding region: 134-2047 (637 amino acids)
Biological process (GO): regulation of transcription by RNA polymerase II
Molecular function (GO): RNA polymerase II cis-regulatory region sequence-specific DNA binding; DNA-binding transcription factor activity
Source: RefSeq, a predicted model, not a curated record
UGGCGGGACGUUUCGGGUUUGAGAUUUUCUGGUGGACCAUGCUGCUCACAAUACAGCGCAGGGGGUCUCAGUCUAUGACUCAUUCUUAUAGCUAUUUUUGUGCUCUGUUCUGAAAGAAAAUUGCCAAGGGAACAUGGAGCAAGGAAGAACAGCUGCUGGGUUACAGAGAAAGAUGUCACAGGACUCGGUGGUCUUUGAGGAUGUGGCUGUGGACUUCACCCAGGAGGAGUGGGCUUUGCUGGAUCUUGCUCAAAGGAAACUCUACAGAGAUGUGAUGCUGGAGAACUUCCAGAACCUGGUGUCACUAGGGUAUCCACUAUGUACACCCCAUCUGAUCUCCCAGUGGAAAGAGGAGGAGGACCUGAAGACAGGGAAGAAAGGUCAUUUCCAGGGGGAGCACCACAAAGGUUUUGAGACUCAGCUUAGAACUAAUCAAACAGUUGUUCCACAAGCUAUUUAUGGAGGAAAAAUACCCAAUGAACAAAAAAUAGGAAGAUUCAAAAGGAGUGAUUCCUGGUCAUCCAUUUUACACAAAAACUGGGAAUACCAUGAUACUGUUUAUCAGAACAAAAAGCAUAAGAGACAUUUGAGUCAUGUGGUGGAGAACAUCUAUGAAUGUAAUGAAGAAAAUCAAUGUGGACAAACUUUCAGCCAAAUUUCACAUCUUAAUAUACUGAAGAAAACCAUUGAUGUAAAAUCCUAUGAAUGCUGUGAAUGUAAACAGGCUUUCACGGAUUCUCUAUCCCUUAAGAAUCACAACAAGUCUCACACAGGAAACAAACCCUAUCAGUGUAAGGAAUGCGGGAAAGCUUUCCACUUUCUCGCUUGUUUUAAGAAGCAUGUGAAAACUCCCACUGAAGAGAAACCCUAUGAAUGUAAGGAAUGUACCAAAGCUUUCAGUUGUUCUUCAUUCUUUAGGGCACAUAUGAAGAUUCACUCUGGAAAGACAAAAUAUGAAUGUAAGGAAUGUGGGAAAACCUUCAGCUGUUCUUCCUCCCUCACAGAACACAAAAGAAUUCAUAGUGGAGAUAAGCCUUAUGAAUGUAAGGAGUGUGGGAAGGCCUUCAGUUGUUCCUCUUCACUCUCCAAACACAAAAGAAUUCAUAGUGGAGAUAAGCCAUAUGAAUGUAAGGAGUGUGGGAAAGCCUUCAGUUCUUCCUCUCACCUUAUAAUACAUAUACGAAUUCAUACUGGAGAGAAGCCUUACGAAUGCAAAGAGUGUGGGAAGGCUUUCAGUGAGUCCUCAAAACUCACCAUCCAUGUCAGAACACAUACGGGAGAGAAACCCUAUAAAUGUAAGGAAUGCGGGAAAGCCUACAACUGUCCCUCCUCCUUAAGUAUCCAUAUGAGGAAACAUACUGGAGAGAAGCCGUAUGAAUGUCUGGAAUGUGGAAAAGCCUUCUAUCUUCCCACCUCCCUUAAUACACAUGUGAAAAAUCAAAGUAGGGAGAAACCCUAUGAAUGUAAAGAAUGUGGAAAAGCCUUCAGUUGUCCCUCGUCCUUCAGAGUACACGUGAGAGAUCACACUGGAAAGAUACAGUAUGAAUGUAAGGAAUGCGGGAAGGCCUUCAGCCGCUCUUCCUCCCUCACUGAACACCUAAGAACUCACAGUGGAGAGAAGCCUUAUGAAUGUAAGGAAUGUGGCAAAGCCUUUAUUAGUUCCUCCCACCUUACUGUACAUAUAAGAACUCAUACUGGGGAGAAACCUUAUGAAUGUAAGAAAUGCGGGAAAGCCUUUAUUUAUCCCUCAGCCCUUCGGAUCCACAUGAGAACACACACUGGGGAGAAACCUUACGAGUGUAAGGAAUGUGGGAAAGCCUUUCGCCAUUCUUCAUAUCUUACUGUGCAUGCAAGAAUGCACACUGGAGAGAAGCCUUUUGAAUGUCUGGAAUGUGGGAAAGCCUUCAGUUGUCCCUCAUCCUUUCGAAGACAUGUAAGAAGCCACACUGGAGAGAAACCCUACGAAUGUAAAGAAUGUGGGAAGGCCUUUGUUUGUCCAGCCUACUUUCGAAGACAUGUGAAAACUCACACUAGAGAAAGCACAUAAAUGUAAGGGAUAUGAGAAUGUGUGCAUUUUCAAAACUUAGGCAACAUGUGAGAUCUUGCAUUGUGGAGACACCCUAUGAAUAUAAGAAAGUGGGAAAUUGUUGCUCAUCAUUUGAAGAGAACUCACAACUGAGUGAAACUCUGAGCACACCACAUGCUUCACAAACAUCACUUUAUGUGUAUAAGAAAGUACAUAGAAGGAAAGUCUGUGGAAGUAAAGAAUGCGGAAAAGCCUUCAGUUGUCCCUUGUCCUUCAGAGUACACAUGAGAGAACACACUGGAAAGAUACAGUAUGAUUGUAAGGAAUGCGGGAAGGCCUUCACCUGCUCUUCCUCCUUCACUGAACACCUAAGAAUUCACAGUGGAGAGAAGCCCUUAAAGUGGUCCGCUGGUUCAUUGAUUUUCAGUGCUUUUUUCCUGAUAUAUUUAAGGUGAUAUAUUUCCCUCCAAUACCUUUUUGGCUCUAGCCAUAUAUGGUUAAUUAUGAAGUACUUGUUCAGAUGUAAGUGUAAUUCCCAUAACAGUGGACACUUUUGGACCUAUGGGGGAUUUGAAGUACAGUUUUUCAUAUGUAGGCAGGAGUAGUCUUUUUGUUUCUAUUUAACUAAUUGUUUCAUAGGUGUGUAGUUUUUGUAGUGCUGAUAUUUUGCUAUUUGUAAUUUCUUUAGUAGGUAAUUUCAUCUGCCAGAUAGCAGAUACUGCAAAUUGCCUAAUAUUUUUCCCCCUUUAUUACUAAGAGGACCUCUCUGGGGUUAUCAGUUUUUUGUUCUUUGUCCCUGCUCAUGGCUAGUAAGUGGGCUAGAUGUUUUGAGUUUAAAAAGAGGCCUUGUGGUGGGAAAGGUAGAAGUAAAGUUGGUUGGCCUGGUUUGUGCGUUAAUUUGGACACGGGAGACUGCAUUUCCCAGGAUCAUUUUCUUAUCCAAUUCCAGAUUAGCCUUGUCUGAAACAAGAGUUUGCAGAGGAAUUGGAAGGCAGAGGAAAGGAAGCCAUUCUUAGUUUAGUGGGGUCAUGAGAUGGGAGAAAGAUGUAUAGGGGCCUGUGGGAUCCAGUCUCCAGCUUGUUUUCCUGAUUAUUAGACCCACCAGUCAAUACUGGCUGAAAACAGCACAUUAAGUGCUUGACUUCAGUUCCCCCAGAGGCAGCAACUGCACAGGCAUAUCCUUGAGUUUCUCCAUCACAGCCAUACACAGCUUCUUAGAUUUUCUGGCAAGUUCUAACACUGUCGUUUGGUAUUACCAUCUCUUUGUCAAAUCAAGUGACUCUGUAGAGUUAACCCCAGUUUGGGCCAGGAUUGUUGUCAUCGACAUAGUAUAGUCCCAUCAUGUCACUCUGUUCAAGGGGAAAGAUGUCUGUGCAAAUGUAUUGUGAUCUCAAAAGCAGGAAGACUGUGAACAGUGAAAGAAAUUAGGUAUAAUUGAGGUAAGCAUCAGACAGGUGUCAUCCUAUUUUAGUGGACAAAUAUUUAUAUUUGAUACCUUCAAACAAGAUUUGACUACUUUUUCAUGUAAGAUGAAAGUUAGUUGGUUUGUGCUGCUUCAGGUAUAUUUAGCUGCACUUUGUUUCUUUCUGUUUUAUUUUCUCUUUUUGUCUAAAAAUACACUUGUACCACUUGCCCUUAAUCACUUUUUACAGUUUUAUGAAGGCAUACAUACACUAUCCAUGUGUACAGUAUGCAUGCAACAUACAUGAAGUACACUAACUGUUAUAGUUUGCAACUCGAUGGAAUGUCACAUAUGUACACACCCUGAUAAGUACUUUUCCAGGACUCCAGGAAGUUCAUUCAUCUGCUUUCUCAAGAACUGUGGCACAGAAGCAACCACAACUUUGGCUUUUGUUACAGUAUUGUUUGCUUAUUCUUUAUUUUCAUAUAGAUACCAAAAUACAGUCUUUACAGUUAAUCUGUUUCUUUUCUCACCAUAAUGUCUGGUUUGCCUUUUAAUUGUUCUUUAGACAGACUUAACACUUAUUUCUCUUGGCAUCCAUUUUGUAUGUAGGAAGGAGAUGACUGAAUCAUAGGGGAGACUUUGUUUAGUUUGGUAAGUAUUCCAGUUUUUCAAAAAAGUUAAUUCCACCUAUAAUCCCAAAAGCAAUGCAUGAAAUUUCCAGUUGUUCCACAUACCUGGCUGGCACCUAAUUUUAGCCAUUGAGCAGAGGAUAUGAUAAUAUCUCAUUAUAGGUUUUAAUUUGCAUUUUACGUGAUACAUAAUGAUGUUAAUAGUUUUUUAUGUGCCUGUUGGAUCCUUGGAUAUUUACUUAUAAGAGGGCACCUGUUGAAGCAUUUCACACAUUUUUGGUUCCUUUGUUAUUUGAAGUGCUUCCUUCUGUUACACAUCCUUUAGUGUAUGUAUGUGUCUAUGUAGUGACAUAUGUAUACAUAUAGAUAUAAAAUGUUAUAAUAUAUAUACAUAAAAUAUCAUGUAUAUUAUAUAUACAUAUAUUGCAGAUAACCUUUCCUAGUCUUUGGCUUGUCUUUUUAUUCUUCAGUUGUAAGCCAAAAUGAAUUUGCUGGUUUGAGUAUUAAAAAGUCCUUCUUGGGUCUCAUUAGCUUCAGGGAAGGCCGGGUCCUGAGGCUGAAAUGUAUCUGCAUGUCUUGGCUGAGCCUCUUCCUGCAUUAGCUAUUUUUCCUGGCAGGAUAUUUCUCCUUACAUGUUUCUCUUUUCAUGUUGAAGUCUCAGGGGGAAGAGAGCAGUGGUCUUUUUGAACAAUUCCAAUAUUAUUAUAGUUGAAUGUGACUGGCUCAGUUGACAACCAUUAUCCAAUCCCUGUGGCCAGAGGAAUGUUUACGACUGGCUGCCAUGUUCACCCAGAAACCAGAGUCUGCACCAGUGGGAUCGUAGAUUCCUGGCCAUUGUGAUGUGUAGAGAGGGGAAGGGCAGCAGUAGGCAGGUGGGAUAUAGAAAUAGAGGUAAUAAUACUGUCAGUUUUGCUUACUUAGCAAUGGGAGGGAACUAUGAAGUCUGCAAAUUCAGCCAAGGCAAAAUAGUUCCAGAAAUCCUUUCAGAAAGGUCAGAAAGGUUAGAUGCUGUCUGUUAACAUUUCUUGAGUUCUCAAGGUGGCUGCUCAAUCAUGAUGUUGAUCUGUAGGGUUUUGGAGAUCUGAUAGUGAAGACUUCCAACUUUUUAAUCCAAGAUUGCCUUACCUUCUUUAUCCCCCAUGUGUUUCUGAAAUGCUGUUUUUAGAAUCUCAUAUCAAUUUUUACAAAUAAAUCUCAGACUAUGCUUAGAAUUGCAUUAACUUUUUAGACAAGCCUGAAUAAAACUGACAUGUUUGUGCUAUUGAGUCUUCCAAUUGAACAUAAUACAACUGUCCAUUUACCUGGAUCAUCUUUAAAUUCUCUUAACAGUGUUUUGUAAUCUUAAUCAUAGAGAUUGAAUACAUUUAUUUAAUUUAUUUCUGGGUGUGUUGUGUGUUUUGCUUUGUACACUUUUUUUCUUGAUUUUUGGUUUAGCACAUAGAAUUGCAAAUUCUCUUUGUACAUUGUAUAUCUUUUAACCAGGGACAUUUAUAAAUCCAAUUAUUUAUUCAAUGGAAUUAUUUUGGAUUUUCUGUAUAUACAGUCCUGUCAAUACAAAUAAAAUCUUGCUUGGUUCCUAAAUUGUUACUUUUCUUCCCUCAUUGCUUUACAGUGAUGAAUAUAAAUGAUGUGAAUGAACAUCUUUGCCCUUUUCCUUAUCUAGGGGAAAGUGUUCUGUAUUUUACCAAUAAGUAUAAUAAUAGCUGUAGGUUUUUCAUAUAUAAUCUGUAUUAAGUGAAAGGAAUUCCAGUCAAUUCCAGGUUGCAACUUUUUUUAUCAUCUACAGAAACUGAAUUUAUCCAAUGCCUUUUCUGCAUGUAUCAGGAUCUAUCUAUCUAUCUAUCUAUCUAUCUACCUAUUUAUUUAAUUUAUUUUGGUAUCGUUAAUGUACAACUACAUGAACAACAUUAUGGUUACUGGACUCCCCCUAUUAUCAAGUCCCCCCCAUAUACCCCAUUACAGUCACUGUUCAUCAGUGUAGUCAGAUGCUAUAGAAUCAUUACUUGUCUUCUCUGUGUUAUGCAUGUAUCAGGAUCUUAAAAGAAAAAAAAUCCUUUAGUCUGUUAAUGUGGUUAGUUACUACUAUCCUUGAUUUUAAAUUGGUAAAGCAUCUUGUGUUCCUGGAAUAAACCACACUUGUACAUGA